This is a messenger RNA of Seminavis robusta, 2538 nucleotides long. NCBI's taxonomy places the organism in Eukaryota, Bacillariophyta, Bacillariophyceae, Naviculales, Naviculaceae. The record is from the annotation of a GenBank genome assembly.
AUGAAUGGACGAUAUGUCAGCUACGCUGAUAAGAUUGAUUUUCUUGGCGACUUUCAGCAAGCCAACGGCGCUAACAACACGACAAACAACAAGCAACAGCGGACGAGUCCAUUCCCCUUUUUGAAUAACAACCCACUCGGAAAUGGUGGCCCCACUGGAGACGACUAUGACCCUGCGGCGUUACUGGGCGCCAAUGCAGCAGCCUACAACUCGACUGCUGCAGCUCUGGGAAACGCUGGAGCCCAACUUUUAGCAGCAGGAGCCGCCGCAGCAGCAGCCAAUCGCAAUGUCGCCGCAGCGGCCGCAGCAGCAGCGAACACAAUGGCCCCUUAUACUCUUUUUCGACCAGCGGCUGGGUGUCCCAAUCCAGCUCUGAUACAGAACACGUUGCAGCGCCAUCAAGUGCCUAUUGGGUUCCAUCAACAUCAACAGCAGCAGCAGCAACAACAGCGGCAGAGACAACAACAACAGCAAGUAGAAGCAGCAGCCGCAGCACUCAUUGCCGAUUACGAUCCUGUUCCGCUUCCGGCUUCUAGACAAGGUAGAAACGAUGGUGGAGUCCUUCAUGUCCCGAGCAAUCUCUUUUCCAACGAUAUUGUGGGACUCAGGUCUCCUGUUGCUGCUGCCAAUGUCCCGCCUCCUCAUCCUCAGUGGCUCAAAGAACUCAAGGUUGAAGUUUCGGGUCUCUCGUUGGAGCCCAUGACUGGAGCCGAAAUCAUAGAUCGGAUCGAAAGCAAAACUUCUGAUGUCAUCAAACGCUUCCUUCCGUGCGUCGAUUUCCUCGUCAUGUGCCAACAGGAUUUGCGCAAGGGGCUCAUUGUCGCCACACAAAAGCGAUUAAUUCGGAGAGCCUAUCGAGAUGCCAUGACCCCCAAACGAUUUCAUCAACAGUUCAUUGAACCCCUAGCAGAUAGAUUCUUGAAACAGAAUCAACGCAUCAUGGACGCCAAUCACCUCAUGGAAGCCUACCAAGAAGUCAGAAAGUUAUCCAGUCAAGCCAGUGCUGUAGAACGGCAAGGCUCGGAAGUUAUGAAGAACACCUUUUUGGGAGGAAUGAAAGAUGGAGAAUCCUGGGGACUGCGCAAAUGGCUUUCCAAACACGGAGGCGCUCUGUCUAUAUGUACAGAUUUAGAACUCAUCCUGAGUGCCUGUCAAAAACUCAACAAGGAAUUAGACUCGACAAAGAAACUCGCAGCUCUCAUGCGACCCAUGGCCAAACGAGCGCACGAUCGAUUGAAAAAUGAUGUUCCUCAAUCCUAUCAAGAAAUUAGCACGGCUCACCCCUACCUCCCCUUUUUCCAUCGCCUCGAGGCGGCGUGCCGGAGCAUGUCCAAUUUUGACCCAGAAGACGACGAUGUCAUUUGUCUCGACGACUCGGAUGACGACGAUGAUCCCGUGGUACACGUCAAGAGCACACCGGUCAAGCCCAAAGCCAAAGACAGCAAACCUGCCGCAAGAAAGAGACCGCCCAAUGGGUGCAACUCGGACGAUCGUUCUUUGAAGCGACAGCGGACCGUUGACCCACCGGCACCGCGAAAAGUGGAACCGGUCGCACGGUAUGCUGGCAAGCCUUCCGACUCGGAAAAUGAUGACGGUAGCGAGGACUCGGACAGUGAUAUCGAAUUUGUGGGGGUCAAGAAUCCUGCGGGGAAGUCGGCUCCAGACGACGACGACGAGGAAGAGGACGAAGACAAUGUGAGCAACGCAAGCGAUCCCGCCUUUGUCAAUGAUUUGAUGAAGUUUGACUUUGAAGCCGCACUGGGUGCCCAAACGGGCUGUUCCGACACGGAAGAUAAUUUUGACAUUGGAGCGAUUCUCGGUGGUGACGAACUAUCGCAAAAGGGUGGCCGAUCUAGAAACCAUUCGCCUGUACCGGCUGCUCGAAAACCAGCACCACCGGCGACAAGAACAAGUUCACCCGUCGACGCUAUGAAGCUUGCCGCCGACAUUGAUUCUCUGGCCGAUGUCUUUGAGAUUGGUCAACAUGCCAGCAUUCGACCGGCUAAUGCGCCAGUCCAACAGGGUUCAUUUUGGGAUGCCGAGCAAUAUGGUACGGCGCUGCGAGUUUUGGCUCAGAUUCUGCGUAAGCCCGAGGCGGUUCAGUUCAUGGACCCUGUCGAACAAGCCCACCCAGAUCUUCAACCACCAUACACUUCUGUCGUCAAAAAUCCGUUGUGUUUCCGUGAUAUUGUUGCCAGUCUCAUCCCAGACAAUUUCAACAAUUUGGAAUUUAAUUCGGGGCGAGACGGAAUCCUUCCAGCCGAAGGCCUGUCCUUUUGGAAUCUGUGGUGCGGUCAAGACUUGUUGCAGGCGAUCGAUCUGGUGUUCUUGAAUGCCUUGGCGUAUGGAAAGAUCAGUUCGGACGGAAGGACGCCCCCUCGUUCCGAUACGAAUCGGCUGCGCAAGGUUCUCUGGAAUGGUAUCAACGACGCCAUUACAGCGCGAGUCGGCACCAGCAAGGAAUUGAUCAAGCAGCAUGCGCCAACAAGACGCGGAGAGACGAGUGGGUUUGUCAUUCACAAGACACGAAAUCGAUGA